Messenger RNA from Punica granatum (pomegranate), 2926 nucleotides. The record is from RefSeq and is a predicted model, not a curated record. NCBI's taxonomy places the organism in Eukaryota, Viridiplantae, Streptophyta, Magnoliopsida, Myrtales, Lythraceae.
UUCCAUUUCCUUCCAUUUCAAGAUUUCAAGAUAUCUCUCUCUCUCUCUCUCUCUGAUCCAACAGCUCGCCAUCUUGAAACCUGUCUUGCAGCAAGUUUGAAUCUUUCAUCUUCGGGUCAUCAGUAAUGGCACCAACACCAUCUUCGAAAUCAAAAAACCAAUCCCUUAAAACCCCACAGUCAGCAAAGCACCGACUCCAUUUCAACUUGUCAAGGACUCCUAACCCGUCUCCGAACCCAAACAACCCCGCGACCGGAGAUGCCCCGAGUGGAGACCACCCUGUAGAAGUGAUUGGACGAAUCAGGGAUCACCCUGACCAGAAGGAGAAACCCGCCUCGAUCCUGCAGGUCAACCCUGACAAACAGACUCUGCGUGUCCGCGCUGAUUUUGGGUACCGGGAUUUCACCCUCGAUGGUGUCUCUAUAUCAGAGGAAGAGGACCUUGACGCGUUCUACAAGAAGUUCGUGGAGUCGCGGAUAAAUGGGGUGAAACUGGGGGCUAAGUGUACCAUAAUGAUGUAUGGGCCGACAGGGUCGGGAAAGAGCCACACGAUGUUCGGGUGCCUGAAGCAGCCUGGGAUAGUUUACAGAUCGUUGAAGGGCAUCUUAGGAGAUGGGGAAGAGGAAGAUGGUGGCCAUAAUAAAGAGAAAGAAGGGGUAGGGAUUGGCAUGUUUGUACAAGUUACUGUCUUGGAGAUUUACAACGAGGAGAUUUACGAUCUCUUGUCGAGCAAUGGCGCUGGAGGAGGAUUGGGGUUCGGGUGGCCCAAGGGCAGUGCCUCCAAGGUGAGACUCGAAGUCAUGGGGAAGAAGGCCAAAAAUGCUACAUCUAUUUGUGGUACUGACGCCGGGAAGAUCUUGAAAGAGAUACAAAAAGUGGAGAAGAGAAGGAUUGUUAAGAGCACCCUUUGCAAUGACAGAAGCUCGAGAAGCCACUGCAUGAUAAUAUUAGACGUGCCAACCGUGGGAGGUAGGCUGAUGCUUGUUGACAUGGCUGGUUCUGAGAACAUUGAGCAGGCAGGACAAGUUGGAUUUGAGGCAAAAAUGCAGACAGCAAAGAUCAACCUAGGAAAUAUAGCAUUGAAGAGAGUGGUUGAAUCAAUUGCUAAUGGCGACUCGCAUGUGCCCUUCAGAGACAGCAAGUUGACAAUGCUAUUGCAGGAUUCUUUCGAGGAUGAUAAGUCGAAGAUCCUGAUGAUACUUUGUGCUAGCCCUGACCCAAAGGAGAUACACAAGACAAUCUCCACCCUAGAAUAUGGGGCGAAAGCAAAGUGCAUUGUUCGGGGGCCACACACACCAGUCAAAGACAAGUUUGGGGGCGAGGACUCAUCUUCAGCGGCUGAGAUGUUAGGAUCGAGGAUUGCCAUUAUGGACCAGUUCAUUCAUAAGCUGAAAAUGGAGAACAAACAAAGGGAGAAGGAGAGCAAGGAAGCAAAGAUGGAGCUCACGAAGAAGGAACAGGAGGUGGCUGCCUUGAGGGCCAAGCUUCAGCUCGUGGAAGGGAAAACAAGCGAGGAGGAGAUCAACAUGAAGGUGAACGAGCGGAUGCUGAGCCUCAGGGUGGAGCUGGAGAGGAAGCUCGAGGAGUGCCAGAGGAUGGCGAAUGAGUUUGUGGAGUCAGAGAGAAGGAGGAUGGAGGAGAAAAUAUUCCAACAACAACAAGAGGUUGAGAUGUUGAGGAGGAGGUUACAGGAGGUUGAGUCUCAGCUGGGCUCCUCAAGCGAAGAAGAAGAAGUGAGUGGAUUUGCUAAGAGGCUGGGUGCGUAUGUCGAUGAAGACCCAGGAAUGGUUAAGUCCAUGGACUUGGAUAUGAGUGAUCUCGAACCACUUCCCAUUUACCCAAUUUUGAGUGCACCGACCAAUGACAUUGAUGGUAACGAAGUUUUUCCUUCGAAGUAUGGUGACAAGGUCUGCUUGAGCACGGUGUUUGAGGAGGAGGAAACCGAAGAAGAAGAGGAGGACAAUGAGGAAGUUGAGAAGCAGAUGAUAGAAGAGAAGAGGGUCUUAAGCAUUACGGCAAAGCCGAUAAAUGAAGCAGAUGCAGCCUCCUCAAGAAGGAUGAGGAUUCAGACCAUAUUCACGCUAUGUGGAAACAAUCGGGAGCUCUCUCGGAAUACUGGAGCAGCUCCAGUGUUAGCAGCAUCCGAGAACAUUCCUCCACCAAGAGAAUGUUCCUCCCCAGCACUAGUUAAAGAGAUCUUUCAUGUGAAGGAAAAUGGGAUCUCAAAGGAGAACAAUGACCCCUCGAUCGAUAACAAUGGCUCCACUGAUUCUCAGAUAGAGGUCUAUGUGAAGUGGGAAGCAGGAUCAAAGGAAAAUCAAAAUACCGGGAAAUUCAUAACAACCCUCAAGAUCGUUAAGGAUGCAAGUUUAGCAGAUUUGAGGAAGCUCAUCGAGAUAUAUCUUGGCUCGGAUAAUCAAGCGUUCACUUUUGUUGGACUUGGGGACCCGGCCGGUGGGCCAGUCUCGAGAGAGAAGGAAGCAGCAGUGCAAGUGAGCAAGCUUCCAAUUUGCAGCGGCCACUUACGGGGUCACCUGGCAUGCUUGAGACCCACCAAGGGGAACAACAGCCCCGCACAUCACCUCCCUCUGAGCCUGCUCGAGAGCAAACUGGCUCUUAAUUCCCACAGUCCAGCACAUCACCUCCCUUUGAGCCCGCUCGAGAACAAGUUGGCUCUUAAUUCCCACUUGUCACGACAAGGUGACAGAUUAUCACCGAAAGUAGCACAAAAACUCGAUGUUACUCCUUUUGUUGCUCAGCAUUCGAACUUGGAUGCAUAGGUUAAUGAUCUGUGUUGUCGACGGUAUAGGACAACACUACGUGUUUCUGUAAUGAGGAGGCAUGAAGGACCCCUUGAGUAUAUAGGCAUAUGUACUCUCUGCACUCCCCGUUUGAUAUAUAUAAAUAUAUAGCAAUGGCUUAAUUA